Symbiodinium natans is the source of this 1608-nucleotide messenger RNA. The record is from the annotation of a GenBank genome assembly. NCBI's taxonomy places the organism in Eukaryota, Dinophyceae, Suessiales, Symbiodiniaceae.
AUGGGUGCAUGCGUAGGAAAGCCGGACGUCAUCCGAAACAGCGUGGUCGUCUCCGACAACGAACGUAGGCCGGUGGCAUCCGCUGAGGUACUGGUCGAGCCGAAGACCACAAAAAGCGACAUUGUGUCACGGAGCAAGUUCAUCAUCAGCCACCCCGGUGAUGUCCAGGAUAUGUACACUUUGCAGCCGACUAAGAUCGGCGAAGGUACCUAUGGCUCUGUCACCAUCGGUGUGCACAAUAGCACGCACCAGCAGCGUGCCAUCAAGACGAUGUCCAAAGCCAACAUGAAGCAUGUGGCCCGCUUCCAGCAAGAGAUCCAGAUCAUGAAGACAAUGGAUCACCCGAAUAUCAUCAAGCUGUAUGAGACCUUCGAGGAUCGGAAGCACAUCUACCUGGCCAUGGAGUUGUGUACAGGCGGCGAGCUGUUCGAUCGGAUCAUCGAGGUUGGCCAGUUCACCGAGAAGGACUGCGCCAUCGUAGUUCAGCAGAUGCUCUCCGCGGUCUUCUACAUGCAUACCCGUGGCGUGUGCCAUCGCGAUCUAAAGCCUGAGAACUUCCUUUUCCUGUCCAAGGGUCCUAUCGAGAACACGCUGCUGAAGAUCAUCGACUUCGGCUUGUCCAAGACCUUUGAUGCGUGCGUUCCCAUGGCCACGAAAGCCGGCACACCUUACUACGUGGCACCCCAGGUCUUGCAUGGCAAGUACGACAACUCAUGCGAUCUUUGGAGCUGUGGGGUCAUCAUGUACACGAUGCUUUGCGGCUAUCCGCCCUUCUACGGCAAAACUGAUCAGGAGGUGCUGAGCAAGGUACGGAAGGGCGUGUACCAGUUCGAGCCAAAGUAUUGGAGGCAUAUCUCACAGGAUGCAAAGAAGCUGAUUGGGAUGCUUCUCAAAUUCGAGCCAGAGUCCCGCUACACCGCUGAGGAGGCCCUGCAGGACGUCUGGAUCAAGGAUCGCGCGCCAAAAGCCGAGAACAUUUGUCUGCAGGAUCGCAUCAUGCACAACCUGAAGAGCUUCAGGUCCAAGAACAAGCUGAAGAAAGCGGCCUUGAACAUCAUCGCCUCGCAGAUGAGCGAAGCCGAGAUCGCGGACCUGCGGGAGAUCUUCAAAGCUCUCGACGUGAAUGGUGAUGGCUUUUUGACCACGACAGAGCUUAAAGACGGGAUCACGCGGGCAAAAGCUCGAAGCCCGACGAUCGACUUGCAGGCGAUCAUGGAAGGCGUGGAUGCGGAUGGCAGCGGUCUUAUCGACUACACGGAGUUCUUGGCCGCCACGUUGGACAAGAAAGUCUACCUCCAGCGAGAUGUUUGCUUUGCGGCCUUCUCCGUCUUCGACCGGGAUGGGGAUGGGUGCAUCACUCUCGACGAGCUGAAGCAGAUCCUGGAAAAUGGCUCCGUGGAGGAAGUGAUCGACACCUGGACAUCUGAGGAGCUCCUCCAGGACGUCGAUCGAAAUGGCGAUGGCUCUAUCGACUUCGAGGAGUUCAUGGAAAUGAUGCGGGGAGGGAGGUCAAUGUCCAUGGAGACAGAAACUCCCAAGGGCGGACGCUCCCCGAGUCUCCUACGGUCGCGCAGCCGCGGUAGCCGAACCCCUCGCAAGAAGAUCUAG